UUACCAAAAAUGUGGGUCUGUACCGAGUUCAGGUGCGCGUGAUGGAAUCGCGGGGAACUGACUGUUUCUUACAUAUCGAUAUUGGCCGUAGCCUUACAAUAAAAUAAAAUAUAUAAGUGGCACCUUAACCGGAGGGGCUUGAUAUAUUAUGGUAUAAGCAUCAUAAUAUGCACAAUAGGCAUAUUAUGAUGCUUAUAGACGAAAUGAUGUGACAUACGUUACACUAGAAUAAAGUAUAUUUUUUAGAUGUAUCAGUUUCCUAAAGACGUUCAGUACAGUUUAUUUGAAAUCGAUAAUAUAGUUGAGGAAGAAGAUACAGUGAUAGUUGAAGUAGAAGAGCAUAUGAGUAACUCAGAAGACAGUGUAUCAGAAAAUAUGACACCUAGGAGAACCUCAUCAGCACCAUCAUGGUUAAGUGAUGAUGUAUCAGCCACAAAAAAAAAAAAGAUGACCAUUGACAGUACACUUAAAAAAUCAGAAGAAGCAUUGAGUAACAUUGCAAAGGCUUUAGCAGUACCAUCAGUGCCACCAUUAGAUAAUGCAUCACAUGGUUUGUCUCAAUUUAUAAGUGCUACGCUGCAAUCUUUCAAAAAUCCUGCCCUUAAAAUUGCAACGACACAAAAAAUAUUAAAUAUUUUAAUGGAUGCUCAACUUAAGGAUAUUCCUUAAAUUAUGUUUUAAAACAAAUAAGUAUUACCAAUAUAUAUUUCUAGUCAAGGAAG
Messenger RNA from Myzus persicae (green peach aphid), 722 nucleotides. RefSeq lists its product as uncharacterized. Bases 247 to 669 code for a protein of 140 amino acids. The transcript is spliced from 2 exons. Lineage: Eukaryota; Metazoa; Arthropoda; Insecta; Hemiptera; Aphididae. The record is from RefSeq and is a predicted model, not a curated record.